AUGGAUUCAAUCAAGUUCGAGAACAUAAAAAUGGAGAAAUCAAACGCGAUUUCAAGGUAUCGCCGCGUUGAGCGAAUCACGACUUUGUUUCGCGCGAUUGAACUUCUCGUCGUCGCGAUCGUCGUCUCUAGGUUUUCGACGGCGCUGCCGCUGAAUCUAUCGGUGGAAUAUUUCCGAGAUAUCUCCGCCUCUCUGAUCAGUCCCCGAUUCGUAUUCCUCGUCGGAAACGCGAUCGUCCUUAUCCUGUUUUUCAAAUCGGGCGGAUUUUCGGCAAAGGAUGGGGAGGCGAUCGCCGAUUUCUACGACGAGUACGUCGAGAAAUGCCGGGGGAAUGAGGAGAAGAAGGUUUUCGAUGAUUGCAGAGUGAUGCCUGCGAAGAAUAUGUGUAGGAGCAGCUCCGAGAAGCUGGUGGUGCAUGGCGGCAAGCGCCGCCGCGAGCUGACGCGAAGCAAGACGGAGGGCUGCCGGAGCCGGCGGAAGGCGGAGGAGAUGAGUAGCGAAGAGUUCCGGCGAACGGUGGAGGCGUUUAUCGCCCGGCAGCAGAGGUUUUUGAGGGAAGAAGAUUGA
Salvia splendens (bonfire salvia) is the source of this 567-nucleotide messenger RNA. RefSeq lists its product as uncharacterized. The transcript has a single exon. NCBI's taxonomy places the organism in Eukaryota, Viridiplantae, Streptophyta, Magnoliopsida, Lamiales, Lamiaceae. The coding region runs from base 1 to 567 and encodes 188 amino acids. The record is from RefSeq and is a predicted model, not a curated record.